CGCUUUCGUACUCUCAUCUCAUCUCUUCUUUCCAGUGCCUGCUCUUCCUCGUCGUCGUCUGCUCCAUCGUCCUUGCCCAUACAGUCGAAGCAAGACGUCGUCGUCGACCUUUCCGCGUUCUCGUCUCGCUACCACUUCUCCCGGUCUCAGCGGACCGUGCGCCCACGGAGCUAUUGGGGGUAGUCGUGCGAGGGGAUGUGUGUUUAAAGGACCGUGUGCAGCCUCUCUCUAUAGCCUGUCUAUCUGAAUCCAUCGUACCGGUGUCGUUCUCUUAUCUCUUUGUCCCUGCAGGUGCCAGCUAGCUUAUCCAGCAUUUCCUUCACACUCCUCGGGGUCUCGUUGCGCCUCGCGGCCCUCCCUUCGUUGGCUUAUUUCACCCUUACGUCUUGGAUGGCGUCUCGAUCACAAGAAUGCACCCCGUCCGGAACAUCCUACAACCCGUGACGGCUGCUCUCCACUCGCGGAGUUCGCUCAAGAAACCAGGUUCCUUUUGCUCCGAUCCUCUGGUUCGCCUACUAUUCUGUGAGUCAUUGCUCUGUGUCUGUACAGUUGUCAAGGCGCAAUCGUCCAUGGCACCCCCUUUCCCGCAUCUAUGGCGCCUAUUCUGACGACGGAUGGUCCCUCGGCGCAUCGAGCUGGACAGCCAACCACGCGGCGCCCCUUAUCAUCGUGGGUCGGGAGAUCGUCCUAGGCCUGCUUGCCAAUCACCUCUCAACAUCGUACAUUGGAACACUGUCGAACUGAGCAAUCGCUAUUACUGGAGCUCCAUCACACGUGGGGCAGCAUGUUGAUUGUUUUGCUGGGCGACGGAGUCGAGGCGCGACACACCAAGCGAACAGCCAUUGAGGUGCCGUCUAAUCUGCUGUGCUAUCUCAUGAGCGACAUCCGACGCGUAAUCCAGGACCCUCCGUUGGCCGUCGCCUCGAGAGCUGAUCGGUUGGGGCGUUAGUCUACGUAUGUUCUUGCCGUAUGUACUGCGCGGUGUCCGGGUUCCUCGCAUGUACAUAGCCUGUUCUACGCCGUAUAUAAGACUUUGCACCCUCAGAUUAUCCUGCAGAACAGUGCGAAUCAUACAUCCGCGACCCAUUCCUCAAUACACGUCCGCCCGCGAUACUCACCGUUAUGCGCUCCUCCUCUCCUACUUCAUCUUGCGACUCCUACGGGUCCGCCGUAUCUACGGCGCCCUCUACUCCCCCUCCCGAGCUAGCUGGCUCGUACUUCCUCGUCCUCCAUGACGCCUCUCAGGCGUUCCUCGAUGGUCUCCUUGCUAAGGCCAGCAGUGACCGCGUCUUGCUCUGCAAAGGUGCCGGUGCUGUGAAGCCUGUGCUCGAGGAGGCCGCAGGUGUUCUGGGGGACAUGGCCGUCGUUGACGAUGCACGUUGGGAACGCGUCGUGUCCAACGACAAUGGCUCUGAGGCCAUAUACUACAAGACCAAAGAUGUCAUUGCAACUAUCGACAAGAAGCCGAGCAUCGCGUUGGACACUGUCCAGUGCGACUCGAAGCUGGUAAGUCACGACACAACCUUACCAUUGAUCACAAUUGAGCACAACUCGUUGACCACCUCCCACCUCAUAGGCACCCCACGCCACAAUGCUCAACCUCUUCUGCGAAGCCGGCCUCCGCUCAAUCAUCGGCCUUCCCUCCCGCUCCGCCAAUACCACUACAACCCUGUACAUCCUCGAGCGCCCCCCGCUCACCUUUCCCCCAUUCUCCAGCACCCCGCGCAGCGCGCCCAACCCCAUCGCGAACCCAUACACGCUCCCCUCGCUCGCCGAGUUCACGCGCGCGUGGGCGAUCUGGGACCUAAUCACGCUCGGGAUGAUCCCCUCCGAGCUGCUACACUCGAAGCCGAUCGACCUCCGGCACAAGCCACUGUUCUACAUCGGGCACCUGCCGACGUUCGCGAACAUCUUGCUGUCAAGGGUCAUCGGAGAGCGGGAAGUCGGGCCGAGGCAUUACCUGACGACGUUUGAGCGCGGGAUCGACCCGAGCGUGGACGACCCGGAGAGGUGUCACAGCCAUUCGGAGGUACCGGAGAGGGACGAGGACUGGCCGGUGAUUGGGGACGUGUUGGCGUAUAGGGACGAGGUGCGGGAGAAGGUCAUCAAGAGGAUCUUCGCGGAGGUGGAGAGCGGAGAGCGGGCGCUGACGCGGAGGCUCGCGCGGACGAUGGUCAUGGUGCACGAGCAUGACGGGUUCCACAUCGAGACGCUCCUCUAUAUGCUCAUCCAGCGCGCCGGUACGGGUAUGCUUCCGCCCCCCGGCUUCGCCCCGCCCCCAUGGCCCGCCCUAGCCGCACAGUGGGACGCCAUCCCCGCCCCGACGACGCCCACCGUCACGCUCGGCCCAGCGACGAUCACAAUGGGCCACGACGACCAGGAACCGGACGACCUCCUCCCCGCGCUCGAGCACGACGUCGGCGCGCACGAGUUCGGGUGGGACAACGAGAGCCCCGCGCGCGCCGUGCACGUUGGCGCGUUCCGCGUCGAGUGGCGACCCGUCACGAACGGGGAGUUUCUCGCCUUCUGGCAGGGGCCCGGGAAAGACGUCGUGGACAUGCCCGCGAGCUGGGCGCAGACCGAGGACGGGGAGGUGCGCGUGCGCACGCUCUACGGGCCCGUGCCCAUGGCGCACGCAAAGCACUGGCCGGUCCUGACGGCGUACGACGACCUCGCGAAGUACGCGGCGCACAAGGGCGGCCGGAUCCCGACCGAGCCGGAGCUCCGGCUGUUCUUGGACGCGUACCAGGUCGGCUACGAGGAGGGCGCGAACACGGGGUUCAGGCACUGGCACCCGCUGCCUGCCACUGCAGGUUUGCAGGAGAUCGACGGGGGCCGCGGGUCCAAUGGAGGCGUGUGGGAGUGGACGGCGACGGCGCUCGACGCCCACCCGGGCUUUGUGGGGACGGGAAUCUUCCCAGGGUAUUCGUCGGACUUCUUCGACGGGAAGCACCAGGUCGUGCUCGGGGCGUCGUAUGCGACGAUCCCACGCCUUGGGGAUCGGCGCACCGUGCGCAACUUCUAUCAGCACAAUUAUCCGUAUCCGUGGGUCGGUGCACGUGUGGCGUACGACGUAUAGGAGGUCGGGUCUUCCUACAUAUCGUCUCCUGCUGCCGUUCGUAGAGAUUUCAAUGUCCUAGUGCACACAGCACGACCUUGUAUAGUUAUAUGUCAGUCUUGCGACACUGUGAAUAUAUCCUCCGUCUCCGCCCCAAUUUGUCAAGCGACAGUCGACGCAUCCAAUAUCUCGGAGCUGACUGGAAUCAGUACUCGUCCAGAAGAUCUCACAAUGCUCACAAGCGAGAGAAGACUGCUAGAGUGUUGCAAACAUGUGGGAGAACAACGAGAGCAUGCUGUGAGGCCUAAGCACCACCGACCUGGACCCUCCUCGAUGCACGCUCCAGAACCGCAACGCCGGAAGGGUUGAAGGACAUAUCCCACGCGCUACGAGACAAACUCGUUCGCUCGUCAUCAUCUUUGUAAAAUUCGUCGAGAACCUCCGCCACGCCGGACAUGUGUGCGAUCCGAGCACACGCAGCAUGUAUGCCGAGGAGUACUGGACUUGGAGGUGGGACUUCCUCGCCUUCAUGAGUCGAGUCGUGAAAUCGGACCUCGGACACAAUACCUGCGAAAUAAAUUAUGGGAUCGCUGCGCGGUAGGUGUUUGCGAUUAUGUUCCCUUGGCCGUCCUUGGAGGGUGUCAACCACAUGUCCAGCCCGUCGAAUCGGACGUGUGGAUCAUGAGACGUCAUAAACGCGUUCAAUGGGUUAUGCACAUCUAGAUUGCGUAGAAUGCUUUUGAUCUCGAUACCCGCGAAACGAUCCAGAACGGCAGCAGCAGAAGAAGCCCACUGCAACUUGUCGUGCGCACUCCGAGUCAUACCUCCCACAUCUGCUGUGAGCGAGUGGCUGAUGAUAUGCGC
Dichomitus squalens LYAD-421 SS1 is the source of this 3922-nucleotide messenger RNA. RefSeq lists its product as uncharacterized. The transcript is spliced from 5 exons. NCBI's taxonomy places the organism in Eukaryota, Fungi, Basidiomycota, Agaricomycetes, Polyporales, Polyporaceae. The coding region runs from base 1592 to 3079 and encodes 495 amino acids. The record is from RefSeq and is a predicted model, not a curated record.